Molecule: messenger RNA, 600 nt
Organism: Trichomonas vaginalis G3
Lineage: Eukaryota; Parabasalia; Trichomonadida; Trichomonadidae
Product: zinc finger family
Exons: 1
Coding region: 1-600 (199 amino acids)
Source: RefSeq, a predicted model, not a curated record
AUGUUUCAAGAGAAUAGCUGUGAAGAAACCUAUUGCAACUGUGGUGAAAUUGUAAUUACUGGUGAAUACAUCAAUGAAGAAGACAUCCAUGAACCUAACCAGUCUAUCCUUACAUUAAUUCAAUCUAAUUUUUCGACCAUCUUUCGUUCAGAGCCUAACAAUAUUAUAGUUAACAAACUUGAUGAAGCUGAAGUUAUACAACUCCAAUCUAAUUUAUAUGAUAUCUAUUGCCGUAAUUGCAAAUGUGGAUUUCGUCUAAUUAUCGGCAGAGAGUAUGCUUAUUCUUGUUCAAUUGAUGACUGCAAGAUCCAAACAUUUCAGUCACAAGGUCCAAUAUUAAAGCGAACUCUUACAAGCUUCUUCCCGAUUAAUUUACGUCGCUUUAUUACAGAAAGAUCCGUUGAAGGAGCAUCAAAAGGAAUAGCAGCUGUAAAGUCAGAGUUUACACCUACCUCAUCGCUUCAUCAAGUUGUUUUUCUUGAUGUUGAAGAUGGCGAUGACAACGAUGAUGAUUUAGAAUCAUCAUUUUCGUCUAAGAGUGACUUUAUUGUUGGAUCAUUCGCAGAUAAUUGGAAUUAUCCUACAGAAGUCUCCUUCUAA